Messenger RNA from Quercus lobata, 1741 nucleotides. Its product is annotated as IQ domain-containing protein IQM5-like. Bases 813 to 1400 code for a protein of 195 amino acids. The record is from RefSeq and is a predicted model, not a curated record. The transcript is spliced from 4 exons. Lineage: Eukaryota; Viridiplantae; Streptophyta; Magnoliopsida; Fagales; Fagaceae.
UACGGCUUUACAAUUUACAGCCCUAGAUGAUGGAUGCACUACAAUGGGAGGGUAUACGAUGGGAGGGUAUACUGCACAAGGGUAUACGAUGGGAGGUUAUACGCUCCCAUCUCAAGAUCAUGUUGCUAAUACUAGUGAAACCCUCUAUCGUGAAGAGACACAUUUAGAGGAGGAAGACGAAGACGAAGAUCAUGUUGCGAAUGAUGGUGAAAAUGUUGAGGUUGUGGAUGAGUACGAAGAGAGGAUUGAGCAAGGCGACUUUGAGAACGAUGUGGAUGAACAUGAAGUCGUUCCCAAUUUUGAAGAGGAAAGUAUGGAGGACCAUGAUGAAGGUGAUGCAAAUGAUGAUAUUGGUGUCCAGCAUAAUAGAAAUACGACCACUGGCUACAGACCUCCUGCUGAGUCAUUCUACUCAAAUACUUGGGAAGAUAUGGUUGAUCCUUCACGUCUUCAGAUACCAUUUGUCUCUACUUGGGAAGAUGGGAUGCAUUUUUCUAAAGGGUUGACUUUUGCAAAUAAAGAUGCGGUGAAACAUGCAUUGAUAAUAUACGCAGCAAAGGAUAAUAGAAAUUUUAUAAUCCGGAGGUCGACCAAAACGAAAUUGUGCGCCGCAUGUGUUGAUGACAACUGCAAGUGGUAUGUUGGGGCAUACAUGAAGACUAAAUUCAGUGGUAUGUGGAUGGUUACGUCUUAUGUGGGUCCACACACUUGUAUACCCUUUGGCCUAAAAAGAGAUGGUAGAAUGAUGGAUUCGCAUUUUGUUGCAUCAGAAAUUGUGGGGAGAUUGCAAAAAAAUCACACUACACGUAUUGAUGACCUAUGGGAGAUCAUACGUACUAAGUAUAAUCAUGAGCUUUCUUACUAUAAAGUAUGGGACGCAAAACAAAAGGCAAUUGCUAAGAUAUUUGGGGAUUGGGAGGAGUCUUACCAAAAGUUGCGAAAGUUGUUGUUGGCAUACUUGGAUGAGGACUCAGAUUGAUCCACGCCAUCGUUAUGGACACAAUUUACACUUCUACUAUGAUGUCUGCUCUGAUAGCAAGAGCACCCAACCUUUCUUCUACUGGUUGGAUGUUGGUGAUGGUAAAGACCUAAAUCUUGAAAGGUGCCUAAGGACUGUUCUACAACGUCAAUGCAUCGCGUAUCUUGGACCAAAAGAGAGGGAAGCAUAUGAAGUAAUUGUAGAGAGUGGAAAGCUUUUAUACAGGCAAACAGGGAUGCUUAUUAACACAGUUGAGGGUUCUAAGUGGAUUUUUGUGCUCAGCACAUCAAGGGCUUUGUAUGUGGGUCAGAAGAAGAAAGGUGUUUUCCAGCACUCAAGUUUUCUAUCGGGAGGUGCUAAAUCAGCAGCAGGGAGAUUAGUUGCCCAUGAUGGGGUUCUUGAGGUACUAUCUAUAACAUAGCAUAGACACAAUUAUUGAUUUUUCAUCAUGUUGCAGUUCAAUUUCUAAGCCAAAUGCAUCUCUCUCUCUCUCUCACACACGCACACACACGAACACACCAGCAUCUUAUAUAUUGGUCUGUCAAAGAGAAAUUUGGAUUUUUAAGUGCUUUGCUUAUUAAAUUGUCUUAUUUCAUUUCUAAGUGUUUAUCUGCACAGCAGUACAUUCUACAUUUCUUAUGGUCUUUCUAAAACCUACCAAAGAUGAAUCUGAAGCAUCUGUGUUAUCUGCAAUCAAAUACCCAAAUUCAUCCCCUUCAAAGCCACACCACAUGUCAUGCCAUUUUUUUGUCCUCCUUCAUC